Messenger RNA from Oikopleura dioica, 2022 nucleotides. Lineage: Eukaryota; Metazoa; Chordata; Appendicularia; Copelata; Oikopleuridae. The record is from the annotation of a GenBank genome assembly.
AUGUCAACAGCUCCAGCAAAACCCGCCUCGAAACAAGUUGCACCGCCAAAUUACAAAUGCGUAUUGAGUUUGAAAGGCCAUACGAAAGCGAUUUCUUGCGUUAAAUUCUCAGAAGAUGGCCUUUGGUUGGCCUCGGCAAGUGCUGAUCGAACCAUUAGAAUUUGGAAUGCGUAUGAUGGAAAUAUAGAAGCGGUGAUAGCUGGGCACAAGCUGGGAAUUAGCGAAAUCGCCUGGUCAAACGAUUCGACCCUUUUGUGUUCUGCUUCAGACGACAAAACAGUCAAGAUCUGGGACGUCGGUACAAGGAAAUGUCUCAAAACUCUCAAGGGUCAUACAAACUACGUGUUAUGCUGUGGCUUCAACCCACAAAGCUCGCUCAUCGUCUCUGGCUCCUUUGACGAGUCCGUGCGAAUUUGGGACGUAAAGACUGGCAUGGCACUGAAGUGUCUUCCAGCUCACUCGGACCCGGUUUCAGCGGUACACUUUAACCGGGAUGGCUCGCUCAUCGUUUCUUCCAGUUACGACGGACUCUGCCGUAUUUGGUGCACUUCGACCGGCCAGUGUUUGAAAACAUUAAUUGACAAUGAUCCAACAAAUCCACCUGUUAGCUACGUAAAAUUCUCACCAAACGGAAAGUACAUUCUUGCGGCAACACUCGACAACACCCUGAAACUCUGGGACUACAGUAAAGGCCGCUGUUUGAAACAGUACUCGGGUCAUCAGAAUAAAAAGUAUUGCAUUUUCGCUAAUUUUUCCGUCACGGGAGGAAAAUGGAUUGUUUCUGGAUCAGAAGAUAAUAAGGUCUAUUUGUGGAACUUGCAAACAAAGGAGAUCGUCCAAAAACUUGAAGGGCACGAGGAUGUAGUGAUCUGCACCGCAGUGCAUCCCAAUCAAAAUAUGAUCGCUUCUGGCGGCCUCGAAGGAGAUAAAUUAAUGAAGGCAGUUAUUCUUGUUGGAGGUUUUGGUACUCGGCUUCGGCCACUCACUUUGGACUGCCCAAAACCACUUGUUGAUUUUUGCAACAAGCCGAUGAUGCUUCAUCAGAUCGAAGCUCUUGUCGCCGCUGGAGUCAACCACAUCAUCCUCGCUGUCAGCUACAUGUCCGACAUGUUGCAGGAAAAGCUUGGCCAUCACGCUGACCGUCUUGGAAUCAAAAUUUCCUUCUCGCAUGAAACAGUUCCGAUGGACACUGCAGGUCCUCUCGCCCUCGCCCGAGACCUCAUCAAAGAAGGAAACGAUGGCAAGCCCUUUUUCGUCAUGAACGCUGAUGUCACUGCUGACUUUCCUUUCAAGAGCAUGCUCGAGUUCCAUCAGAAACACGGUAAAGAAGGUACCAUCGUCGUAACAAAGGUGGAGGAGCCAUCGAAAUACGGUGUCGUCGUCUACGACCGGGAAUCGGGACUUAUUGACCGCUUCGUGGAGAAGCCGCAAGUGUUUGUUUCGAACAGGAUCAACGCUGGAAUGUACAUCUUCUCCGAAAAGAUGCUCGAUCGAAUUCCAAACAAGCCCACUUCUAUGGAGCAGUACAUCUUCCCGCAGCUCACUUCUGAGAAGCAACUUCACUGCCUCGAAUUGGAGGGCUUCUGGAUGGACGUUGGACAGCCGAAGGACUAUCUUACUGGAAUGUGCUUGAAGCUCAAUUCCCUCAGACAAAACUCCCCUGAUCUUCUCGCCAGCGGGGAUGGAAUUGAAGGCAACGUCCUGGCCCACCCUUCUGUCAAAAUCGGAACCGGUUGCAGAAUCGGCCCCAAUGUUGUUCUCGGACCUGGUGUCGUUGUUGAAGAUGGAGUCAGAAUCAAGCGAUCUACUGUGAUGGACAACAGUAAAGUGAAGGCACACGCGUGGAUGGAAUCGACAAUCGUCGGCUGGGAAUCAACAGUCGGCUCCUGGACCAGACUGGAGAACGUCACCGUCCUCGGCAAGGACGUGAAAGUGCGCGACGAAAUGUACCUCAACGGCGUCCGUGUCCUGCCGCACAAGUCGAUCAAAGAGUCGGUUCCCGAGCCCGGCAUCAUCAUGUAA